This is a messenger RNA of Fraxinus pennsylvanica, 1032 nucleotides long. The record is from the annotation of a GenBank genome assembly. NCBI's taxonomy places the organism in Eukaryota, Viridiplantae, Streptophyta, Magnoliopsida, Lamiales, Oleaceae.
AUGGAAGAGAAAUUGAAUCCUCAGAUCUCCGUCGACGGAGAAAUGAGGGAACACGACGUUCAAAUCAUCACUUCCGGUGGGCUUCGCAUCUCAGCUCACUCUCACAUUCUGGCUUCAGUAUCGCCGGUACUGGAGAGUUUGAUAGAAAGGCCGCAAAAUCACCGGAGCUCCCAAAGGAAUAUUUCGGUACCUGGCGUCCCAUGCGGCGCCGUUGCGGUUUUCCUGAAGUAUCUCUAUUCCUCCAAGUGCAGUGAGGAGCACUUGGAGAAGUAUGGGAUCCACCUGCUGGCGUUAUCACACGUGUACUCGGUACCGCAGCUAAAGGAGAGAUGUACAAGGGGGUUGGCCGGGCGGUUGACUAUUGAGAAUGUGUUGGAUGUACUUCAGCUUGCAAGACUUUGCGAUGCACCUGAUCUCUACCUCAAGUGCAUGAAAAUGUCGUCAUGUAAUUUCAAGGCAGUUGAGCUGACCGAAGGUUGGAAAUUCUUGCAAAACCAUGAUCCUUGGCUUGAACUUGAAAUUUUGCAGUUCAUCGAUGAAGCUGAAACGAGGAAAAAGAGGACAAGGAGGAAUAGAGAGGAGCAGAAGAUGUAUCUACAGCUAAGUGAAGCAAUGGACCGUCUGGAGCACAUAUGUGCUGAAGGGUGCACGAGCGUUGGACCUUUUGACAUGGAUCCGAGCAAGAACAAGGGUCCAUGUAACAAGUUUUCCACGUGCCAUGGACUACAGAUUCUGAUCAAGCAUUUUGCAGCGUGUAAGAAGAGGGUCAAUGGAGGAUGUUUGCGAUGUAAAAGAAUGUGGCAGCUAUUUCAAUUGCACUCCUCAAUCUGUGAUCGGCCUGACGAAUGCAGGGUUCCUCUGUGCAGACAAUUCAAAUUGAAGGUUCAGCAGAAUAGACGAGGAGACGACGCAAGGUGGAGACUACUUGUACGAAAGGUGGUCUCAGCUAAAACUAUAUCAUCCUUAUCUCUUCCCAAGAGGAAGAGAGAAGAGGGACCUCGGAUUGCCCAAAUGAAAAUGUCUCUAGAAUAG